AUGAGUCGGAAAGGUCCAUUAGUGAAGAACAACGAGACGGAUCAGCCGUUGCGUAUCGCCAUCGUCGAGAAGGAUCGCUGUAAACCAAAGAAUUGCGGUUUGGCUUGCAAGAAGGCGUGUCCAGUUAAUCGACAAGGAAAGCUGUGCAUCGUCGUCGAGGCCACCUCUACCAUCUCGUCAAUCUCCGAAAUUCUGUGUAUUGGAUGUGGUAUUUGCGUGAAAAAGUGUCCAUACGACGCCAUCAAAAUCAUCAAUCUCCCCGCCAAUUUGGCCAAUGAGACGACUCAUCGUUACUCGCAAAACUCGUUCAAACUCCAUCGUCUGCCGACGCCACGUUGCGGUGAGGUGCUCGGACUCGUCGGCACGAAUGGAAUCGGAAAAUCGACGGCGUUGAAGAUUCUCGCCGGAAAACAGAAGCCAAAUCUCGGAAAUUUCCAGAAGGAGCAGGAGUGGACGACGAUCAUCAAUCACUUCAGAGGAUCCGAACUUCAGAAUUAUUUCACGCGGAUUCUGGAGGACACGUUGAAGUGUGUCAUCAAGCCACAGUAUGUCGAUCAGAUUCCGAGAGCCGCCAAGGGAACGGUUGAGAUGAAUUUGAAGAGACGACAUGAUAAUGAGAAUUUGGAUCAGGUCAUCGAUCAAAUGGAACUCCGUGGUCUUCUCGCGCGUAACAUCGACCAACUUUCUGGAGGAGAGCUCCAACGUUUCGCCAUCGCAAUGUGUUGUGUUCAGAAGGCCGACGUCUACAUGUUCGACGAACCGUCAUCGUAUCUCGACGUGAAACAACGUCUCAAAGCGGCGGCCAUCGUCCGCGAACGCAUCAGUGACACGAAUUACGUCGUCGUCGUCGAACACGACUUGGCCGUCUUGGAUUAUCUGUCCGAUUUCAUUUGUUGCCUGUACGGUGUGCCCGGAGUGUAUGGAGUCGUCACACUGCCUUCUGGAGUUCGUGAAGGAAUCAACAUGUUCUUGGAUGGUUUCAUUCGUACUGAGAAUAUGAGAUUCAGAGAGUCCAAAUUGUCAUUCAAAACGUCCGAACAGCAAGAGGAUAUCAAGAGAACUGGAAAUAUUAAAUAUCCAGCAAUGUCAAAAACGCUCGGUGACUUCCAUCUGAACGUCGAAGCGGGAGACUUCUCGGAUUCUGAGAUCAUCGUGAUGCUCGGAGAGAACGGAACCGGCAAAACGACAAUGAUCCGAAUGAUGGCCGGAUCGUUGAAACCGGAGGAUGAGGGCACCGAAUUGCCACAUGUCACCAUCUCGUACAAACCGCAAAAAAUCUCGCCGAAAACUGAGACAACCGUCAGAUAUAUGCUUCACGACAAGAUUCAGAAUAUGUACGAGCAUCCACAAUUCAAGACGGACGUUAUGAAUCCGUUGAUGAUGGAUCAGUUGUUGGAUCGAAAUGUAAGCGAGCUGUCCGGAGGAGAAUUGCAACGUACCGCCCUUGCACUCUGCCUCGGAAAAACCGCCAGUCUCUAUUUGAUCGAUGAGCCAUCUGCAUAUCUGGAUUCGGAGCAACGUCUUCACGCCGCCAAAGUCAUCAAACGUUUCAUUAUGCACGCGAAGAAGACGGCGUUCGUCGUCGAGCACGACUUCAUUAUGGCCACUUAUCUCGCUGAUAGAGUCAUCGUUUUUGAAGGACAACCGUCUGUUGAUACUACUGCUUGCAAACCCCAAUCCCUACUGGAAGGAAUGAAUCGUUUCCUGAAAAUGCUCGACAUCACAUUCCGUCGUGAUCAGGAGACGUAUCGUCCACGUAUCAACAAAUUCGAGUCGGUGAAGGAUGUGGAGCAGAAGAAGAGUGGACAAUUCUUCUUCCUCGAUGAUAAUUAA
Messenger RNA from Caenorhabditis remanei, 1833 nucleotides. RefSeq lists its product as uncharacterized. Gene Ontology annotation, molecular function: ribosomal small subunit binding; ATP binding; iron ion binding. The record is from RefSeq and is a predicted model, not a curated record. The coding region runs from base 1 to 1833 and encodes 610 amino acids. The transcript is spliced from 6 exons. Gene Ontology annotation, biological process: ribosomal subunit export from nucleus; translational termination; translational initiation. NCBI's taxonomy places the organism in Eukaryota, Metazoa, Nematoda, Chromadorea, Rhabditida, Rhabditidae.